AUGAAUGUGCUAAAUAGUCUUGAUGCUACUCCAUGUCAGCGUAAAAGAGUAGGGCGUCGUUGGCAGCAUAAGAAAUGUCCAAGGAGCCGAGGUUGGAGUCGGAAGUCAUUGCCGCCUUGCCUUUCCUUGUGGUGGUCCAAGCAUGCCAUUCUCGAUCCGUUUGGGGGAUGGGAGUCUGGUGCGUUGAAGGAACAACUUGGAGUUGGUUAUGGGUCUGAGGAGGAGUGA
Ilex paraguariensis (yerba mate) is the source of this 228-nucleotide messenger RNA. NCBI's taxonomy places the organism in Eukaryota, Viridiplantae, Streptophyta, Magnoliopsida, Aquifoliales, Aquifoliaceae. The record is from the annotation of a GenBank genome assembly.